Psammomys obesus (fat sand rat) is the source of this 2632-nucleotide messenger RNA. It is a transcript of the gene Tuft1, whose product is annotated as tuftelin 1. Gene Ontology annotation, biological process: intracellular signal transduction. The transcript is spliced from 13 exons. NCBI's taxonomy places the organism in Eukaryota, Metazoa, Chordata, Mammalia, Rodentia, Muridae. The coding region runs from base 39 to 1211 and encodes 390 amino acids. The record is from RefSeq and is a predicted model, not a curated record. Gene Ontology annotation, cellular component: I band; intracellular anatomical structure.
CUCAGAGUUGAGGACGCUGCUUCGAUCUCCGCGGAAAGAUGAACGGGACGCGGAACUGGUGUACCUUGGUGGACGUGCACCCGGAGAGCCAGACCGCGGGCAGCGUGGACAUUCUCAGACUGACUCUCCAGGGUGAACUGGCAAGAGAUGAACUUGAACACAUAGCUCAGAAGGCGGACAAGAAGACCUAUGCCACACUCUCUGACCGCUCUUCAAGUCAUUCUCUGGCGUCAGAACUGGUGGAGUCCUGUGAUGGACAUGAAGAGAUCAUCAAGGUGUACUUGACGGGGAGGUCUGGAGACAAGAGGAUCCAUGAGAAGAACAUCAACCAGCUGAAGAGUGAGGUCCAGUACAUCCAGGAGGCCAGGAACUGCCUGCAGAAGCUUCGGGAGGAUAUAAGUAGCAAGCUUGACAGGAAUCCAAGAGACUCUCUUCAUCAGCAGGAAAUACAGGUGGUACUAGAAAAGCCAAAUGGCUUUAGUCAGAGUCCCAUGACUCUCUACAGCAGCCCACCUGAGGUGGACACCAGCAUGAGUGAAGAUGUUGAGAGCUUGAAGAAGACCGUGCAGGAAUUGCUUGCCAAGCUGCAGGAGGCUGAGCAGCGACACCAGGCUGACCGAGUGGCUUUUGAGAUCACACUCAACCGGUAUCAAAGAGAAGCAGAACAGAGCAAUGUGGCCCUUCAGAGAGAAGAGGACAGAGUGGAGCAGAAAUCAGCAGAAGUUGGAGAGCUGCAGAGGCGCUUGCUGGGGAUGGAGACGGAGCAUGAGGCCUUACUGUUGAAAGUCAGGGAAGGGGAGAUGGCCCUAGAGGAGCUUCGGACCGAGAACGCUGACUGCCAAGCAGAAAGAGAAAAGGCUGCUGCUCUGGAAAAGGAAGUGGCUGGGUUUCGGGAGAAGAUCCACCAGUUGGAUGACAUGCUCAAGAGCCAGCAGCGGAAAGUUCGGCAGAUGAUAGAGCAGCUCCAGAAUUCAAAAGCCGUGAUCCAGUCGAAGGAUGCCACUAUUCAAGAGCUCAAGGAGAAAAUUGCUUAUUUGGAGGCGGAGAACUUAGAGAUGCAUGACCGCAUGGAGCAUCUGAUAGAGAAGCAGGUCAGUCAUGGGAACUUCAGCACACAGACUCGUGCCAAGACAGAGAACCUGGGAAGUGUCAGGAUAUCCAAGCCUCCCAGCCCUAAGCCUAUGCCUCUCAUCCGAGUGGUGGAAACCUGAGCUGCUAGGACGUGGAAGCUGCCAUUGCUGUCGCCUCAUCCCUGCAGAGAAGCCCACCUGUAGGCUGUUGAUGCUGCCUCUGACUUCCUGACUACCCUGGUGGCCCCAGGUCUUGGGCUCAUGGCCCGGGCUCUUGUCCUGUGCUUGCUAGCAGAUGGGGCAGGACCGUCUGUCUCUUUGGGACCCUGCAGACCUUGAGAGGACAGUCCCCUGCUGGCAGAAACGGGCCAAUAUCCUCAUUCACAGUGUUUUUCCACGUAACAGAGCUUCCCUGCUAUGUACACUGGAGUCUAACUGCCCCCAAGCCAGGCCCUCAUCAAGUCCAGAGAAGUGACUAAAUUUGUCUCAGCCGGAAAAGCUGGAAGCACAGAUGUACAGUGAUUGGAGGGUGUCCUGGGGGAAUGAAGUUCCUUCGAAAACACAGCUCAGUUCUUAGCAACAAACUGUUUGUUUUUCCACUUGGCUCCACCCUUGUACCAUGCUGACCAGGGCCUCCCACAGACAGCCAGUGGAGGCUAGCUGGCCUGGCCUGGUCUUAACCAGGGAACCUAAGCGAGAUAGCCUUGCCCUUCUAGGGACAGAGGAAUGUACAUCCAGGGAGCAGUUUUUAGCAGGAAGAUUCUCUAGGGCCAUGACUAGUUCGUGUGGCUUCUCUACUGCAGAAGGUCCCAGGCUCUGGGUUCCCUAACCCAGAGCUAAGAACUGUUUCCACUGAGUUGCAUCAGUCCCAGCAAAACCGCUACUGUAUUUAUUCUGCUAAGUUAUUGCUGGUUUUGCUUACAUCUCAUAAUUGACCUGGUACCAGUGUUCUGCAGCCUUCUGCUAAGUAUUUGGGUUUAUCUGGACGUGGGGGAAAGUAUUCUGGUGGGCCUGGCUGGUUCUACAGUGGUGUACUAACUCCCCAUGCCUUCCCUCUAGCUAGCUGCUGCUUUUUACUUCUUCCUCCAGAGUGGACCUGUAACUCAGGAGGCUAGUGUCUGUCCCCAAGUGUGUACUUUCUGGAGACUAGGGCAAUCAGGAGUGCUGGGGGGACUGGAGUGGGUUCUUCUAACCUCUUGGAGCCCUUCCAGUCCACAACAACUUCUACUCCAGCCCUGAAUGACCCUGUAGCUCAUUGUGUUUCUUAUUGUGUGGUCUAGUAGCCUCAACAGUGUUCAAGCAUAUGAAUGUGGGACCAUAGGAACAGUUUUAGUCUUAGAUCUACCUGGGUCAUAACCAGAAGCCUUAAGUCUGUGUGUUUCUAUGUCAUGAGUAGGCCCAGGGCCUGUCUUUGUCUAUACAGUGUCCUGAGACUCAGGCAGACUCUCUGCAGAAUGAGGAAGUUCAACAUGAUCUCCGUGUCCCUUCAAAUUCUUUUCCUGUCUGUAACACAGUCUUUGUAUGGUGACUUUAAUAAAUUAUGCUAAUAUGUCUCUUUGCCU